AUGCAAACAUCAAAUCUCAUAGCCACACUCAAAAAAACCUGCAAAACCUCCGCCCAAGUCCACCAAGUCCAUGCCCAGGCAAUCACCGGAGGCCUCUUCUCUCUCCACCCCACGUUCCUCCUCACUCAAAUCCUUCACUCCUUCGCAUCUUCUCCACACUCUCACACCACCACCACUCACCCCAACCACGCCACAAUCGCCUACCUCACCAAGAUUUUCAGUCUCAUCCCAAACCCGUCAUCUUUCGACUGUAAUGCCAUCAUUCGAGCGCACACCCACCUAAGCUCCCCGUCCACCGCCCUGGAUUUCUACACCCAAAUGCGCCGGCGAUCAAUCCCGCCGGAUUUUCACACCUUCCCUUUCGUCCUCAAAGCCUGCGGGCUAUCCGGGGACCCGCAUUCGCUCGCCGGGAAUCUCCACUCGGAGCUGCUCAAGUUCGGGUUCUCGGCCGAUCUUUUCGUGCACAACGCUCUCGCCUGCGCAUACUCCAAAGGCGGCGACUUUGGCCUCGCGCAGAAGGUGUUCGAAGAAAGUCUGUCUAAAGACGUGGUGAGCUACAACGUCAUGAUUGACGGGCUAGUUAAAAUCGGCGAGGUUGACAGAGCAAGAAACGUGUUCGAUGAAAUGCCCGAGAGAGAUUCAGUUUCAUGGGCCACACUUUUGGCAGGCUAUGCAAAGUCGACCAGGUGUGCCGAGGCCGUUGAGCUGUUUGACCGUAUGGUGGGGUCAAAGGUGGGGCUCGACAACGUUGCUCUCGUUUCGGGCCUCUCAGCCUGUGCUCAAUUGGGAGAUCUCGAAAAAGGCAAGAAAAUACACGAUAUCAUUAGAAGGAACAGACUUAAAGUAGACUCGUACUUGGGCACAGCACUGGUCGACCUGUACGCGAAAUGCGGACAGAUCAAGACGGCGGAGGAGGUAUUCGUGUCGUGCGGGCUAAAAAACGUGUCUUUAUGGAAUGCAAUGCUCGUGGGCCUAGCCGUGCAUGGACACGGAAAACAAUUGCUGGAUUAUUUCUCAAGAAUGGUAAAAAACAGAGUGAAGCCCGGUGGGGUGACGAUUCUUGGGGUUCUAGUGGGCUGCAGCCACUCGGGCCUGACAAAUGAGGCCCGCAAAAUAUUUUCCGAGAUGGAGGAUGUAUACAAAGUCCCGCGGGAGCUGAAGCACUACGGGUGCAUGGCAGAUCUUCUAGGGCGCGCGGGGUUGAUAAACGAGGCAAUGGACAUGAUAGAAAAAAUGCCGAUGAGGGGGGAUGUGUUCGUGUGGGGAGGAUUGCUCGGCGGGUGUAAAAUACACGGGAAUCUUGAAAUUGCCGAGAGGGCUGCCGAUCGUGUGAUGCAGGUUAGACCUGAAGACGGUGGGGUGUACUCGGUUUUGGCUCACAUGUACGCGAAUUCGGGAAGGUGGGAUGAUUUGGUGAGGGUGAGGAAAUUGAGGGAUUGUAGGUGGGGACUGAAGAAGGUGGCCGGUUGUAGUUCGAUCGAGGUGGAUGGGAUUACGCACGAGUUUGUUUCGGGGGAUUGCUUGCAUCCUUGUACUGAGGAGAUACACUGGGUUUUGAAUGGAUUGGAGCUGCACCAGUAUGAAGGGGCCUAG
Messenger RNA from Striga hermonthica, 1593 nucleotides. Lineage: Eukaryota; Viridiplantae; Streptophyta; Magnoliopsida; Lamiales; Orobanchaceae. The record is from the annotation of a GenBank genome assembly.